AUGGCAACACGUUCCACCUCCUCUACCCCACAUCCCCAAACUCCCCCUCCACCUAACCUAAGCAACGACGACUCGUUAGAGUCUAAUAUUUCCUAUUCAGACGCAACAAUGCUGCAAAAAAUCACAAAAACUCUGGAUUUUUCCUCCGCGCUCAAAGCAAACAAUAACACCAGCACCCCCAACCCCCCUCCCACUUCCUCCUCCAACAACACCAACACACAACAAACCUUCAACCUAAGAUCCCUCCCAAUCAAAUACAGAUCCCAGAAAGAACUUUACAACCUCAUAAAUACUCAUGAAAUCCUAAGAAAUCAAAUCCUAUUUUUAAAAGCCAACCUCAAUCAAACGGCACUGCUUAAAACAACCUCAAACGUAACGCAAUCACAACUUGAAACAAAACUCAAAAACGCAACCGGAGAGAACUCAAUCCGCGUAAUCCUCAUAAAUCCCAGAAACCUUCUAAAUAAGAAACCGCAAACCACAAGGAAUCCCACGUUCUCUAUGGUGAUCAAGGGUGUCCCCAAAGACAUCACCAUGGGCGAUCUGGAAGAAUCCUUCAAAGAAAUUAAUUUCCCAACAAUUAAAUUUUGGAGAAUCACCUCUCGGGCAACCAACCAACCCACAACCCUAAUCAGAGUCAUCACUGACUCUGAAUCCUGUUAUUCCCGAGCCCUAAACUUAGGUAUUUCAUUCUUCGGAAUGAAAUUCCAGGUUGAACCAUCCAAUCCCAACCCUAUCCCUCCUAUCCCAAAAUAUUGCAGCAGAUGCGCGGAAAACGGACAUUCCCUAGAGGAAUGUAAAAACCGUAUUUCAUGUCCUCAUUGCGGCGAUGAACAUAAACCCCAACAAUGCCCAAAAAUCCAAAAUCCUAAAUGCAAAAAUUGCAACGGAGAUCACCCCGCCUUCUCCCCCAAAUGCCCCAAAAGGGCCGAACCCCCCCAAACCCCAUCGGAAGUUGCCCCGAAAGGUUUAGAUGAACACAAAAAACAUAUUGCUCAAGAUGAUAACACUAUAAUCGAUACGGAGAAUGAGAGACAAUGUACCUCUAAUUCUUUGUCAGGUAGUGAAGAUGUGUUCAAUAAUCGACUAGACAAUACAAUUAUUGAAAAUUCAGAAAAGAGUUCCGCCGCUGAAGAAACUGCCAUCAAUAUGGAUGAUGAAGAUAGACAAGAUAUAGUUGAACAAAGGAAUGGAGAACUCAUUUAUACGGAACUGACUAAUGUUGCCAUUGAAAUAAUUCAAGCUCCCGAUGGAACAGAGUGGAAUACAGAAGGAGUUGAAGAAAUAUUAUGGGAUUAUGAGGGACGUGAAAGGGACGGAAAUAAAGAAACGAAUGAGGAUACUGAAGAUGAUAAGGCAAGAGAUGAUGAUGCUGAUGAAGAAUGGACACCCGGGGAAGAGAAAUCAGUAUCAUCGGAUGAGGAGACAGAUGAGCAGUUGGAUAAUGAUAUGGAAAUGGAUAUGAAUGGGGACAGAGAAGAAGAAAUAAAUGAUAAUAUGAAUGAGCAGGAGGAUAACAUAGCAAAUAAUAUAACCGAGAAUGAAAGACAAGGCGAAGAACAUCGAAAUGAAAAUGAUAGGACUGUUAUAAAGAGGUCUAGAAAUCGUACAGCUGCACCAGAAACAUGGAUAAGAAAUCGAAGAAAGAUUCAAAGGCAAGCAGGGCUACCUUAUAUGUCAUCGCGAAAAAAGUUCAUCCCAGGAAAAUCGAUGAAAUAUAAGGAUUGCUCUAAAUGUCCAAGGAAUUGCAAUGGAGCAUUUUCUGAAGAAGAAACCAGUCAAAUUUUUCAACAAUUUUGGAAACUUGGAGACGAAGAAGAUCAGAACAAAUUCAUAGGUUCAUUAGUUUCACAAGAAACUAAGAAAUCUGGUAAAGAGAAUUCCAGGAGAAAAAGUACACACAUCUACCAUUUGAGCAAAAAUGGGACAAAAAUUGUCGUGUGUAAAGGAUUUUUUCUGUCUUCUUUAGGGAUAACGGAAUCAAAGGUUUACCAUAUCAUGAAAUCCAGAAAUACAAAUUAUUUCAUUGAAAAAUCGAGGCGUGGGAAAUGUGAGAGUGCAAACAAAAUUCCAUUGGAUGCAAGAAACUUCAUAAAGGAUCACAUCAACUCAUUUCCCAGAGUACCAUCGCAUUAUACCAGGAAAGAUACAAACAAGGAAUAUUUAGAAAAGGACCUCAAUCUGAAUAUAAUGUACGAUCUUUAUAAACAACACUGUGAAGAGAACGGUAGAAGAGCAGAAAAAUUGUGGUACUACAGGUCGGUAUUCAAGACUGAAUUCAACAUGUCAUUCCAUAAGCCAAGAAAAGAUAUGUGUGACACUUGUUACGUUUUUGAGCAUAGUAAACCAGAAGAAAAAAGAGAAAUACAGGAGGAUUAUGACGAGCAUGUGUUGAGAAAAAUCGAAGCUAGAAAAUUCAAGAAUGAUGCGAAAGAAAGAGCUGAGAGAGAAGAAUGUGUUUUGAUUGAAUUUGACCUUGAAGCUGUGUGUUAUACUCCAGCAACUAAUGCUAAAGCUCUUUUUUACAAGAGUCGUUUAGCUGUAUAUAACUUCACAGUUCUCAAUGUUGUGGAUAAAAAAACAGUAUGCUACAUGUGGCACGAAGACACCUGUGGUGGACAAAAUCGAAAUGCAAACGUUGCUGCUUUUUGCAUUCAUGCUGUGAAAUAUUUGGACAUUCCAGUAAUAAAUCAAAUGUUUUUCGAACCUGGACACUCUCAAAUGGAGGUUGACAACAUUCAUGCUCAGAUUGAAAAAAAGAAGAAAAAUGUGGACAUAUUCGAUCCCUCGGGCUGGUACGCAUUAGUCCGAUCUGCUUGCAAGAAACAUCCUUAUACAGUAUAUGAAAUAGAUCAACCUGAUAUCAAGUGUUUCAAGACACUAAGGAAGGAAAUCCUAAAAAACAAAAAUAUAGACACUAACGGUAAUGAUGUUAACUGGUUGAAUAUAACAUGGCUGCAAUAUAGGAAAGAUGAUCCAGAACAUAUUUAUUUCAAGUACCGAAAAACAGAGGAGAAUUUCAGGAAAAUCCAAAUAAUUCGACGUGUUUCCCGGGCAACACAAACUAAAAGCAUUACUUUAUUGGAAGCUUAUUCACAGCCCAUACCAAUCAGCAAAGAAAAGAUGCAAAACUUGAAAGAACUAUGCAACAAAAAAAUCAUUCCCAGCCAAUAUCAUCACUUUUAUGAAUCAUUGGUCAGCAUUUGA
Phaedon cochleariae (mustard beetle) is the source of this 3207-nucleotide messenger RNA. Lineage: Eukaryota; Metazoa; Arthropoda; Insecta; Coleoptera; Chrysomelidae. The record is from the annotation of a GenBank genome assembly.